UCAGAGACCAGAAUUCCAUCAAUCAAUCACUGUUCGGGGAAUCCUCAACCACCAACAAUCUUCUAGUGACGUACGAGACUAUUUUGAAUAUAAUGUUAGAAACUCGUAUAAAUGACUUUGGUAUGGAAGAUGUGCAUUCAGAAAUCACCAAACAAGUACCUGUAGUUUGCAAUACUUUACCAACAAACGUCAUGAUAUUGAAACCUGGUGAUCCACCCAAUUGUAAUGAAAAUGUUCAUGCAGCAUGUGAAAUGUACCGUGAUGAUUUACCUCGUGGUGACCGUCUAUAUAUUGUGUGUGAUCAGGCAAUUUUUGCAAGGUUAAUCUCUUAUAAGGAAAUUAACAAUGAUUCGACUGUGAUGCUGAAGAUUAAGGCAGUCCAGAGUGAGAAAGAUCAUCUAUCAAUGCUUCUUGCAGAAUACACUGAUGACAUUGUGACAAGUCAAAACGCUCACGUGAUCAAGUCAUGCAAAGAUUUGCUCUGGUCCUUGGUCGCAAAGUUAUCAUCCACCUUUGGUGAACCAAAUCCUGCAACACACUAUUUGUUCGGAAAUGCACCAAAAAUUAGUGAAAAUGGCAUUAAGAAUAUUCUUUCUUUCUAUGAGUCUGAAAAAUUGCGUUUUCAACAAAUACUUACGCAGGAUGUGUAUAAAACUGAGCUCCGAGUAGCUACUGGACGUCACGCAUGA
Ambispora gerdemannii is the source of this 689-nucleotide messenger RNA. The record is from the annotation of a GenBank genome assembly. Lineage: Eukaryota; Fungi; Glomeromycota; Glomeromycetes; Archaeosporales; Ambisporaceae.